CUACCUCUGUGACCUCCCCGGAACAAAAGGUCCCCUUUAGAUUUCUUCUGCCGAUCUUCUGUUCUACCUUAGACAUUGAAGCAGCAUGCUUGUAUUUACAACUUUUAGAAGAGAAACAAGACACUAGACCAAAAUGUCAAGUCCAACAGGUCCCCUUGCGAAGUACAAUGCCGCCAACAAGCUCUACAAGAGUUCGCUGCUCAACGCAGUUUGCUUUGUGGCUUCUUUGAGCGUGUUCUUCUUCGGCUAUGACCAGGGUUUAAUGGGCGGCGUUAACACUGCACGUAAUUAUGCUGAACUAAUGGGAUUUGGUCACUGGGACGAGCAGCAAAGAAUUGUGGUGGUUGAUAAGCCAUUGUUGCAAGGAGGCAUCGUUGCCGUUUACUACCUUCCCGGGACGCUCGCGGGGUGCUUGAUAGGCGGCUGGUUCGGUGACAGAUACGGACGACUCAAGACUAUUGCCGUCGCAUCAACUUCCCUCUCGCCUAAUUUUUCUUGGCAUCUGCUGUUAGUGAAUAAGUGAGCCUACCACCAAAUUACUAACAGC
Molecule: messenger RNA, 547 nt
Organism: Colletotrichum godetiae
Lineage: Eukaryota; Fungi; Ascomycota; Sordariomycetes; Glomerellales; Glomerellaceae
Exons: 3
Biological process (GO): transmembrane transport; carbohydrate transport
Cellular component (GO): membrane
Molecular function (GO): carbohydrate:proton symporter activity
Source: RefSeq, a predicted model, not a curated record